UCCUCUGCUGCUUCUCACUGGUAAGACUGUCAACAUGUCAAAUUACUUUUACUCUUUUCUCCUGAUUUGUUCAUCGUGUGUUUUUAUUUGUUUUCCUCGCAUGUCUUUACCAGCUUGUGUGGCCAGUGGUGCGCUGCUGCCCAGAGCCUUAUGGCAGUUUGGGCGUUUGAUUCGCUGCGCUCAGCCGAGCAUUAACCCUUUAAAGUACAGCGAUUACGGCUGCUGGUGCGGCUUCGGGGGGACGGGAAGCCCUCGGGAUGAAGUGGACGCGUGCUGUAAAGUUCAUGAUGAUUGCUAUAAAUCCAGCAGAAAGGCUCCUGGUUGCACGGCUCUGGUUGACCUUCCCUAUGUUCUUGUUUAUGAUUUCACCUGUUCAACUCAAGAAGUGAUCUGCUCAGCAUCCAACAAUAAGUGCCAGGCUGCCGUGUGUGAGUGCGAUCGAGUGGCGGCUCACUGCUUUGCUCAGACUGCGUACAACUCUGAAAACAAGAACCUGGAUCCCAAAGUCCACUGUGUCGACUGAGUUAUACAACCCAGAAAAACACGCACACAAGAAAAUGCUGCAUCAUGUGUUUGGGCUUUUUAUCAACUAAAAAUCUAUUAAAUAGAAA
Cottoperca gobio is the source of this 611-nucleotide messenger RNA. Its product is annotated as phospholipase A2-like. NCBI's taxonomy places the organism in Eukaryota, Metazoa, Chordata, Actinopteri, Perciformes, Bovichtidae. The transcript is spliced from 3 exons. Gene Ontology annotation, molecular function: calcium ion binding; phospholipid binding. The record is from RefSeq and is a predicted model, not a curated record. The coding region runs from base 35 to 523 and encodes 162 amino acids. Gene Ontology annotation, biological process: lipid catabolic process; arachidonate secretion; phospholipid metabolic process.